GGGGGGGGGGGGGCGCCUAACAGAUAACGUAUCCCUUCCUUGAACCUUAAACCCAUACGAAACGAACUGAACAAAAUCCUUCUUCAGAACAGAAUUGCAGAGGGAAAAUUGGUGUAUUGUAGGCGAAGAAGCAAUGGCGUCGCAGCCAGCGAACUUGUGGGUGCUGUUGGGGUUAGGGUUGGCCGGCAUUUUGAUGCUUACGAGGAAGCUGAAGCGAGCUGUUAAAGUCGACUUCGGAGCCUUCGUCCACCGCCUUCAGCUUCUGCCGCCUCCCCAGCCUCCUCCGCCUAAAGCUCCUCACCCUCUCACCGGCCUUACUUUCGCCGUCUCUGAUGUGUUUCAUAUUGAGGGGUUUGUUACUGGGUUUGGGAAUCCAGACUGGUCAAGAACACACGAAGCUGCUACCAAGACAUCUGUGGUGGUUAAUGCACUUGUUGAAGGAGGUGCUAUGUGUGUUGGGAAAACUGUUGUGGAUGAUCUGGCAUUUGGAAUGAGUGGUGAGAAUAGACAUUAUGAUUCACCAACUAAUCCUGCUGCUUCUACACGGGUAUCUGGAGGUCCGUCUAGUGGAUCUGCUGUAGCAGUAGCUUCUAACCUUGUGGAUUUUUCUUUGGGUAUUGAUACAACUGGUGGUGUGCGAGUUCCUGCCGGAUAUUGUGGAAUUAUGGGGUUCCGACCAUCUCCUGGAACUGUUUCUUAUAUGGGGGUAAUUCCUGUAUCACCAAGCCUUGACACUGUUGGAUGGUUUGCAAGGGAUCCCAAUAUACUGCGUCGUGUUGGACAUGUGCUGCUGCAGGUUCCAUUUGUUGCGCUACGUAAUCCAAGGAACAUUGUGAUUGCUGAUGAUUUGUUUCAUUCAUUAAACAUUCCUCCAGCUCAGACCAGUCACGUGGUGAUCAAAGCCAUUGAAAAGCAGUUUGGAAGACAAGUGAUAAGGCAUGAGGAUAUGGAAACUUAUUUGUGUUCAAAAGUUCCAAGCCUAAAGCUUUUCCAGAGCAAGAAAUCAAAUGGUGAAGCAAAGUUGACAACUAUAAAGUUGUUAGCAAAUAUUUUGCAAAUGCUCAAGAGUCAUGAAUUCAAGCAAAAUCACGGAGAGUGGAUCGAUUCUGUGAAACCUACACUAGACCCUGCUAUCACAGCACAGCUACAUGGAGGGCUGGAGAUGGCAGCUAUAGAUAUUGAAAACUGCCAUGUAGUCAGGAACGAAAUGCGAUCAGCUCUAAGUAAUCUUCUAAAGGAUGAUGGAAUUUUGGUUAUCCCCACUGUUGCCGAUCCACCUCCAAAGCUUGGUGCAAGUGAGAUUCAAUCGCAGGACUAUCAAAUUAGAACAUGUUCAUUUUCAACCAUAGCGAGCCUGUCAGGUUGCUGUCAGGUCUCGGUACCACUUGGAUCACACGAUAAAUGCCCAAUCUCGGUGUCCCUUAUAGCAAGGCAUGGAGGUGACCGAUUUUUACUUGAUGCUAUACAGACUUUAUAUGCUACUCUGCAGGAACAAUCUGACAUAACUGCAAAGUCUAAGUCAUCCGGUAGUGCUAUCAGUACUGAAACAUCUGCUGAGAUGGCUAAGGAAAAGGGUAACCAAGCGUAUAAAGAGAAACAGUGGCAGAGGGCUAUUGGCUUUUACACAGAGGCAAUCAAGCUGAACGGUAAUAAUGCAACAUACUUUAGCAACCGAGCGGCAGCAUAUUUGGAAUUAGGAGGCUUCAUCCAAGCUGAAGAAGAUUGUACUAAAGCCAUUGAUCUUGAUAAUAAGAAUGUCAAAGCUUACCUCAGAAGGGGCACAGCACGGGAGAUGCUAGGCUACUAUCAAGAGGCGAUUGAAGAUUUCAGAUAUGCGCUUGUCCUUGAACCGAACAACAAAAGAGCGGCUCAGUCUGCUGACAGGCUAAAGAAGUUGUUUUUGUCGAGUUAUUAGAGCAUUAACCGUGUUCAGGCAUACUUCAAUCCCCAUGGAGAGGAACCGAUAAACCUCCCUCCAAAGGGUAGAAGGAGAAGAUUGAAUUUUUGUUCAAAUCCAGAGGUAUUUACGAAUAGAAAUUAUUUUUGUUUAACAGGGAAAGUUUGAAGAUAUGUGAGGAGAAGUAGUAGUUCAUGCUACAUAGCAUUGGUCAUCAUGUCAUAUGACAAUUUUUUUUAUUAUUUUAUUUUUUGUUUAUUGAAAAAAUGAUCUCUUUUUGGAAUGGGCACAAUACAUUGUUGUAGGCAUUCAUUUUCCACACCUAUGCUCACUUGUCAAAUGCAAUUAAAAUUGAAGAUACUUCAUUUUA
Messenger RNA from Ipomoea nil (Japanese morning glory), 2267 nucleotides. RefSeq names its product outer envelope protein 64, chloroplastic. Bases 134 to 1915 code for a protein of 593 amino acids. The record is from RefSeq and is a predicted model, not a curated record. The transcript has 13 exons. NCBI's taxonomy places the organism in Eukaryota, Viridiplantae, Streptophyta, Magnoliopsida, Solanales, Convolvulaceae. Gene Ontology annotation, molecular function: protein binding.